Messenger RNA from Hansenula anomala, 1371 nucleotides. RefSeq lists its product as uncharacterized. The transcript is spliced from 4 exons. NCBI's taxonomy places the organism in Eukaryota, Fungi, Ascomycota, Saccharomycetes, Phaffomycetales, Wickerhamomycetaceae. Bases 1 to 1371 code for a protein of 456 amino acids. The record is from RefSeq and is a predicted model, not a curated record.
AUGUCUGCCAAUAGCAUCAUCCAGUUCUACCUGAACACGGCAAACACAACCGCCAACUCGUCCCAGCAUGAUUUAUCAAAGGUCAAGCCUUCACAAUUGCCAGCUUCUCCUGAAAUGGCCACCACUCCAGCAUCUUUACUCAAGACCAACAAUAACAAUAUCAUUUUCAAAAAGAUUGAACAAUUACCAACUCCAGCCGCUGAAAGUAAUCUAAGUGUUUCUCCAGGUGAACAACAAGCUAAAACAGGUUCAGGUGUUCCUUCAUUCUUUUCAAUUCCUUUAAGAUUCUUUGCCAGUAAAAAAUCAACUCCAAAGUUGAGUGAUGAUGAACUUGAUAAAGAAAUUGAUGAUUUCAAAAAAGCAUCUCCAAUUGAUGUUAUUAAAGAUUCUCCAACUGAUAUUUUUAGUGAUCAAAUUAAUACUGGCGAUGAAGUGAAUCAAACAGAUUCUGUGGAGAGAACUAAUUCAAAUAUGUUGAAAUCUGAAAAUGAUGGUACUGCAAGACAAUCUGAUCUUUUAUCUGGAGAUUAUGACCCAAUUUAUGACACUUAUAUUACUUAUAUCAAUCAUACAACUCCUGAAGGUGAUUUGAUCUUAGGUGAAGAACCAAAACAAGAUGUUGAUGAUGCUAAUCCAAUACCAAAUAAUGAGACUUUACAACCAGUUGCAAAUCCACAUAAUGAGAUAAAGCCAAUAUACCAACCUGAAUAUGAUGCAUAUGAAAAUAUUCAACUUGAAUUUGGAAUCUCCACCUUGAAAAGAAUCAAAACUAGAACCAAGGAGAUAUUGAGACAAGUUUCUAGACAUUACUCCAAUGUCAGAGAUAAAUUAUAUGAAGACCAUACACCAGCUGAUAAUAAUGAAACUCCUUCACCACCUCAAAUUGAACCUUCAACUUUUAGAAGUGAAUUGAAAAGACGUCUUUCAAGUGUCUCCAUUAGACGGUCAAGCCUUUCAAUAAGACGUCAUAAUUCUGGACCUAAAUGGAAAUGGCCAAGAAGAAACAGUGAAUCUAAUCAAUUGAACACAAUACCAUCCUCUGAUAACAGUCCUUUGAAAACUGUAUACAACACUUUUAGUCAUAAGGGGGAACAUUCAAAAAAUCAAACUUUAUCUGAGCUUUUCCAAUCUGCUGAUUUUGAAAGUAGAUUGAAUGAAGGGUCUGUUAGUGGGAGGAAAUCAUAUCAAGAAGAUGAAAACGUUGAAGAUGAAUAUCACAUCUCAUAUAGGGAAAAUAAUGAAUUGAAGCCCACAUGCUCCAACAACGGGCUCAACACUUUCCAAGAAAGACUUGUGCACUUCAAAGAGCAAACUCUCCAAAGAUCAAAGUCAUUCCAGACACUAGCCAAAUAUUUCACCCAAGAGCUGUGA